Syngnathus acus (greater pipefish) is the source of this 3005-nucleotide messenger RNA. RefSeq names its product potassium voltage-gated channel, shaker-related subfamily, beta member 1 b (gene kcnab1b). Gene Ontology annotation, biological process: potassium ion transport; negative regulation of delayed rectifier potassium channel activity; transmembrane transport. The transcript has 18 exons. Lineage: Eukaryota; Metazoa; Chordata; Actinopteri; Syngnathiformes; Syngnathidae. Gene Ontology annotation, molecular function: voltage-gated potassium channel activity; transmembrane transporter binding; potassium channel regulator activity. Gene Ontology annotation, cellular component: cytoplasm; extrinsic component of cytoplasmic side of plasma membrane; membrane. The record is from RefSeq and is a predicted model, not a curated record. Bases 924 to 2123 code for a protein of 399 amino acids.
CCCAGACUGGAGGUCAGGGUGCCAGCGGGAAUGAAAAGACCGAAAGAGACGCUUCUCUCACUUCACCAAAGAACCUUUUGUCCUCCAACUGUCACCGUCGCCACUUGUCAAUGCUGCCGGACUGGCACCGAAUGUGACCAACUUUAUUUCGCAACGGAUGUGUGCAGAUAUUUCAGACCAAAAUAUCCCCGUGGCUUUGCUUGGCUCUCCUCCCAGACGAGAAGGCUGGUAUUGCUGGAGCCGUCAUGGAUCCGAGCUCAGGCAGAUUCCACCUUUGUCUUCAUUUGUCCGUCAGCUAAGAAUAAAGGUGACCUCACAGGAGUGGGGGAGGCCCAUGCUGGAUUGCUGCUGUCACACUUCCAUCCAGCUCACCAGGCAGAGGAGAAAGGAGCAACCAAUGCUGGCAGUCCACAAUCCCACCAGCUGUCCUCUAUGAAGCUUUGCAGCCAGUGGAGCUUAGGAGGAGCUUUUUCCCAAGCCAAUAUGCUCUUCAGGGUCCUUUCAUCAUCACACCCAGCGCUUUCGCUUCCACGCCGGGGUUGCUGAACCCCUAGCAGGGGACUUCAGGGACUGGACGCAGCUGCUUUUGGCUUAUCGGGUCUGACGAGACCUCAAAGGUGGACUCGCAUCAGCGGUGUCAUCAGAGAGACGUUCAUGACAACUCAUUGCAUGUGGAGUCAGCAUUUUGCAGGAUCUCAUAUGUCCUCACGCUCCAGUCAGGAUGGGAUGGCUGUUCCAUCAGUUUAAGUUCUCCACGCCUCACAUCACGCUCCUUCAUUCCCUGCCUGUGACCUCCAUAUGAGAUUCCACAACUGUGAGCAAAGCUGGCCCAGACGUUCGGCUUCACAUCAUCCUAAAAAGGAGCAGCUAGCCCGGCGUCGGAGCAGCUCUAGUGGCUGCGGCGUUUGUCGGUGACCACAGCCAUGCAGGUGUCUUUCGCGUGCACAGACCAUGGGCUGAAGGCCCCGCGCAACGGCGAGCACAGCAAACAGAACACCACCAGCCCCAACACGACCAGCCAAGCCCGAGCCCGAUUUCGCACCGUGGCCCUGAUAGCUCGCAGCCUGGGUUCCUUCACCCAUCGCUACCAUCACAAUCUCAAGGAGUCCACCGCCAAGCUCACCGGGAUGAAGUACCGGAAUCUUGGGAAAUCUGGUUUGCGUGUGUCCUGUUUGGGCCUGGGCACGUGGGUGACAUUCGGCGGUCAGAUCUCAGACGAGGUGGCCGAGCAGCUGAUGACCAUUGCGUAUGAGAGCGGGGUCAACCUGUUUGACACGGCAGAGGUGUAUUCAGGCGGGAAAGCAGAGAUAAUCUUGGGAAACAUCAUCAGGAAAAAAUGCUGGAGGCGAUCCAGUCUGGUGAUCACCACAAAACUCUACUGGGGAGGAAAGGCUGAGACCGAGAGAGGCCUCAACAGAAAACACAUCAUUGAAGGUUUAAAAGGCUCUCUUCAGAGGAUGCAACUAGAGUACGUGGAUGUGGUUUUUGCCAACCGACCAGACAACAACACCCCCAUGGAGGAGAUCGUGAGAGCCAUGAGUCAUGUGAUCAACCAGGGCAUGUCCAUGUACUGGGGAACAUCACGGUGGUCUGCCAUGGAGAUCAUGGAGGCUUACUCAGUGGCCAGGCAAUUCAAUCUCAUUCCACCAGUCUGUGAACAGGCUGAGUAUCAUUUUUUCCAGAGGGAAAAAGUGGAAACACAGCUGCCGGAGCUCUACCAUAAAAUCGGUGUCGGUGUGGUCUCAUGGUCCCCUUUGGCCUGCGGCAUCAUCACUGGCAAAUAUGACAAUGGGGUGCCCGAGUCCUCCAGGGCCUCCAUGAAGCCAUACCAGUGGUUAAGGGAGAAAAUAAUGAGUGAGGAUGGAAGAAAACAGCAAGCCAAGCUGAAAGAGUUGGCUCAUAUAGCGGAGAAGCUUGGUUGUACGUUACCCCAACUUGCUAUCGCAUGGUGUCUGAGGAAUGAGGGUGUGAGCUCAGUACUGUUGGGAUCCUCCAAUCCAAACCAAUUAACAGAGAAUCUCGGAGCCAUUCAGGUGAUUCCAAAGAUGACAGCGGGCAUCGCCUCAGAAGUGGAUCACAUACUGGGGAAUCGCCCACACAGCAAAAAAGACUACCACCAUUAGGACAACCUGACAGUCUCUGGAAAGUGUAUCAAAGAUCACACAUAUAGCCAUGGCACAACAACUAGUGCCCAACUUUGCUUGUGUGGCCCUGUGUGUGACUGUGUAAGAUGUUCUGCUUGGUUCCUCAGCCACUUGUUAUCAUAAAAUGAGAUCCUCAGCAAAGAAUGCAUGCUUACAUACAACCAUGGCAGCGGGCAGAUGCGAGGGAGAAGAUCCAACGUGAUCAUUUAUUGAAUUAUCCUUCUGUUCCCAAUCUAUGUGCACAAAGUCAAGAAUGGAGAAUAAUGCAAUAAAUUCUGUAUGAUGUGAAGAAAAUCAAGCAGCAUCAUUGCUGUGCAGUGAAUACCUUAACGUUAAGUUGCAUUUGGUUUUUUAAGACAGAAUUUUGCCUCGCUAAAUGUUUAGGAGGUGUUGGCAACAUGUAAGCUGUGUAAUUGAGCCUGGCCUCAGCAGACUGGAUGCUACUUUUUUUUUUUUUUUUUGCAUCUCAAGCUGAAGUGUCAGUGUGAUAAAUUGUCCCUGUAUAGGAUGAACUGAGCUCAGCUAAUAUAUUUUCCAAAACAACUGUGCUGUUACUGAUUGUAAUGUGUUUUAAACAGUUUCAACCAUCCUCCAAACAUUUUGUUUUACCUUAACAUGUUUUUAUUUCAACUCUUGUGGUUAAACAUUGUCAGGGUUGUCAUGAUGAUGAAUCGGAGAGGGGAGCUUUUAAAGCCAUAUAGGCCCUAGCUAAUGAAAACACACAUUACAUACACACGCUGCGCUCCAAGCAGUUUCUUCCAGAAGCCAUUUUACUAAAUGGCUCUUUGUUUUGCUCUGUUCAUGUGUAUUUUUGGCGUGAUUCAUCAGCGUUGUACAUAGAAAUAAAGAGAUUAUAACUAA